This is a messenger RNA of Scedosporium apiospermum, 714 nucleotides long. RefSeq lists its product as uncharacterized. The coding region runs from base 1 to 714 and encodes 237 amino acids. The record is from RefSeq and is a predicted model, not a curated record. The transcript has 2 exons. NCBI's taxonomy places the organism in Eukaryota, Fungi, Ascomycota, Sordariomycetes, Microascales, Microascaceae.
AUGCAGUUUUUCUCACUACCUACAGAGAUACGGCUCAAGAUUUACAAAGAACUACUUGUAUCCCCUAGACCCAUUGUCUUCGUCCCGGCCUAUGACCUUCAGUUGCCUCCCCUCGUCCAGUCCGACCCGGUUUGUCUUUGCCCCGCACUCCUCCGCGUCAACAAGAAGGUUUACAUGGAAGCCAUCCCGUUUUUAUAUUCUCACAAUCAUUUUCGAUUUCCCAACAUCUUUGUUCCACCCCCUCCCUUUACGGACGCUGCUACCAUCGCCCCGAUUAUUCGCCAGAUUGGAUCUCAAGCAAGUCUUAUUCGCAAUCUCUGUAUUAGCUUCCCAAAAUUCCAGAGCGACGGGCAGGACAGUGAUAUCAGCAUUCGGCAACCGGAUGUUAUAAAUCUGGAACUCGUCCGAGAUGCCUGUACAGGCAUCACUACUCUUGAACUAUUGAUCCUGGCAGAUGACGCCCUCGCUCUGGAUUCUUCUCCUUUCUUAGCAACGGCGCUAGCCCUGCUCGAGAUGCACCUCGAGGCUAUCCUAUCCCUAGAGAAAGUCCUUGUCAAUUUCCGGGCGUACAGCGUGGCGGAUCUUGCCUAUAAUUUCCUCGCGGAAGCCCACCGACGCGGAUGGGUCAUCAUGUUGUCAUCGGAUGACGAGGUCUAUAUCGAACAAGAUGCCCUGCUCAAUUUACUACGAGAGGCAAAGGAGGACGAUGUGUGA